This is a messenger RNA of Hippocampus zosterae (dwarf seahorse), 2580 nucleotides long. It is a transcript of the gene nt5c2b, whose product is annotated as 5'-nucleotidase, cytosolic IIb. The coding region runs from base 258 to 1964 and encodes 568 amino acids. The transcript is spliced from 18 exons. Gene Ontology annotation, molecular function: 5'-nucleotidase activity. NCBI's taxonomy places the organism in Eukaryota, Metazoa, Chordata, Actinopteri, Syngnathiformes, Syngnathidae. The record is from RefSeq and is a predicted model, not a curated record.
GAGAGAGAGAGAGAGAGAGAGAGAGAGAGAGAGAGAGAGAGAGAAGACAGAAACGCCACCGAGCCUCCAACUGAGGAGUGGGAACUACAGAUUGGCCUCCCGGCGCACUCAUUAGGCUGCAUCUGACUGCAUCGUUCUACGCAGAUAUCCACAACCUUUCUUUCUCAUAUUUUCACGUUGUUGAAGGUGUAUGCUUCGACGUAGUGGCGGCGCACUUGUACGACACAGGAUAUAACAGUGAUAUUGAAAGACUCAAGAUGACCACUUCAUGGAGUGACAGACUUCAGAAUUAUGCAGACCUGCCAGCCAACAUGGACAGAAUGACAAUGAAAAAAUACAGACGAGAGCCAUACCACAGAGUGUUUGUCAACAGAAGCUUGGCAAUGGAGAAGAUUAAGUGCUUUGGCUUUGAUAUGGAUUACACUUUAGCAGUGUAUAAGUCCCCAGAAUAUGAGUCGCUUGGAUUUGAGCUUACAGUGGAGCGGCUGGUUUCCAUCGGUUACCCACAGGAGUUGUUCAGCUUUGUCUACGAUCCGUCCUUUCCUACCAGGGGCCUUGUCUUCGACACGAUGUACGGAAACCUAUUGAAGGUCGACGCCUACGGUAAUAUUCUGGUCUGCGUCCAUGGAUUCAACUUCCUCAGAGGUCCUGAGAUCCGUGAGUGCUACCCAAACAAGUUCAUCCAAAGAGAUGAUACGGAACGCUUUUAUAUUCUCAACACACUCUUUAACCUGCCAGAGACUUACCUCUUUGCAUGCCUAGUGGAUUUCUUCUCCAACUGUGAUAGGUACACGAGCUGCGAAACAGGAUUUAAAGACGGCGACCUCUUCAUGUCUUACAAGAGCAUGUUCCAGGACGUUCGCGAUGCUGUAGACUGGGUUCACUUCAAGGGUACAUUGAAGGAAAAAACCGUGGAGAACCUUGAGAAGUAUGUCGUGAAAGAUGGAAAGUUGCCUCUUCUCCUCAGCCGGAUGAAUGAAGUUGCCAAGGUGUUUUUGGCUACCAACAGCGACUACAAAUACACUGAUAAAAUCAUGACUUACUUGUUUGACUUCCCCCACGGUCCUAAGCCUGCUACUUCACACCGACCGUGGCAGUCUUACUUUGACCUCAUCCUGGUGGAUGCCAGAAAGCCACUGUUCUUCGGUGAAGGAACAGUGCUCCGACAAGUGGAUACGACAACAGGACGACUGAAGAUUGGCACAUACACAGGACCCUUGCAGCAUGGUAUUGUUUACUCUGGAGGCUCCUCAGACAUCGUGUGUGACCUGCUUGGGACCAAAGGCAAAGACAUUGUGUACAUCGGGGACCAUAUCUUUGGAGACAUACUCAAGUCCAAGAAACGCCAAGGCUGGAGGACUUUCCUGGUCAUACCUGAGCUUGCCCAGGAGCUGCACGUGUGGACCGACAAGAGUUCUUUGUUUGAGGAACUGCAAGGUCUGGACAUUUUCUUGGCAGAACUCUACAAACAUUUGGACAGCAGCAGCAACGAGAGGCCCGAUAUCAGCACUAUCCAGAGAAGAGUCAAGAAAGUCACACAUGACAUGGACAUGUGCUACGGCAUGAUGGGUAGCCUUUUCCGCAGCGGCUCCAGGCAGACUCUGUUCGCCUCCCAAGUGAUGCGCUACGCAGAUCUCUACGCAGCUUCCUUCAUCAACCUGCUCUACUAUCCAUUCAGCUACCUCUUCAGAGCCGCACACGUCCUUAUGCCCCACGAAUCGACGGUGGAGCACGCGCACGUGGACAUCGACGUCGAGUCGCCGCUGGCAACGCGCAACCGCAACCACUGCAGUGACUGCAAAGAACUGGAGUGCAAACGCAACCAGCUGACCCGCUCCUUCAGCGAGAUCAAGCCUCCCAACCUAUUCCCUCAAACCCCGCAGGAGAUCACCCACUGCCACGAUGAGGACGAUGACGAGGAGGAGGAGGAGGAGGAAGAAGAGGAAGAGGAAGAGGAGGAAUGAAAUUUUAGCAUUUUGAGGUUUUCUGUUUUGAGGCAAGGUGGGAAAUACUUCACCAUGUAUGUGUGUGUGUGCGUGUGUGUGUGUGUGUGUGUGUGCGUGUGCGUGUGUGUGUCAGUCCGUGACAUUUUAAAGUGUGACAGACCAGCAGACAAACAGAUCACACGACCGUCACACAGCUGCAUGCAUGACACCUUCUUAAAAAAAAAAAAGAAGGCAUUUUUAUUUUCAUUUUUUUAUUUUUCGUUACAAAUCAAUUUGAUUCAAAUUUACCAUUGUCGUCACUUGACUGAAGACACUAAUCCACUGAGGUAAAUCGUGACUUUUUUAGGCCUUAAUGCCUCGGAUAAGCUGGCUUCAUGCGUGACACACACACGUGUGUCAGCAUCCUGUGUGAAGAGGGUCUUCAAUCGAAUUGAUCACAAUUGAUUUUUUUUGGUUUGUUGAAGCAAAAUGGGAACAAUGUGUGGGUUUUUUUUGUUUGAUUUCCAUGACAUUUAUGAUGUCUUGUUUCUGCCUGCCAUAAAAUGCAUUAUGGGUGAAACUAACAUGAAGAAUUGCUCAAAGACGUCGCAGUGUUCAGGUGGCCGUUGACUCGUUAUAUGGUUACCAAGCAACA